GGAAGAGAAGAGACGCCAGAUGGCGCCAGUCGACGGAGAGGGCGCGUGCGGUCUGGAAAAAAUACGAAUAGAUUUCGCUUCGCUGAUCGGGCCAUCGGGGAUUGCGGCGAGGGGAGGAAAAUGAUAAAGAAUGCGUGGAUCGCCGCCGGUUGAGGACGUUGAGGUUAUCGAGGGAGAAGAUGCCGAGGACGAAGGUGACUUUCGCUGAUGAUGCUGCUGCUUUUGGUGAAGAACAGGUGCUCCGGAUUCUGUCUGUUGGAUUCAUGAGAGACUCUCCUGGCGCGUUGGACGCCUCGCCGAGCUUUCCUCGUCAACUGCGAUCGGGCAGGAGUUCGAUAAUCCCACUUCGAGUGACAUGACUACUUGAUACUACCAGUUAUCAGAAUUCAAAAUGAAAAAGAUUCAUAAUAUGUUCAGCAUGGUUCAAGCAAUUACUGUUCUCACGGUGUUGAAGAUGCUCGUAAACGCUCAAACUACUUGUAAUGGUGGUGCGGGCAGAGUUGUUUACGAGAGGUUGCCAGACCAGCAAUUGCAAGGCUUCGACGACGAAGUGGUAAGGGAUUCAGCACCGCCGUUCCGAGUAUUAGAAAAGUGUCAGGAACUAUGCCUAAGGGACCGGACGGCCACCAACAACUUGGUGCGAGCUUGCUCGAGUUUCGACUUCCAACCGGGCACGAGGAUAGCUUCCUUCAGCGGUGCAGCCGAGUACGAGGAGAGCACCUGCUAUUUGAGUGCCGAGCAAGCGCAGCCGGAAGGCAUAGGGAACCUCAUGAUGGUCCCCAAUAGUGUGCACUUCACGGAAGUAUGCCUCGCGUCGAGUCGGAUUGAGCGGGAAUGUCCGAACCGCCGCUACGUUUUCGAGAGGCAUUCCCGGAAAAAGCUGAAACUACCGGCCACGGAUGUGAAGGAAGUGACCGCUGCUAAUCGCACGGAAUGCGAGGACAGAUGCCUCAACGAGUUCAGCUUCGUCUGUCGGUCGGCCACUUACGACGUAACUUUGAGAAGCUGCUCACUCAGUAGAUUCACCAGGAGGACGCAUCCGGAACUUCUCGAGGAUAAUGCAAAUUCGGAGUACCUAGAGAAUACGUGCUUGAACGCGGAACAUCGCUGCGACGGUUUGGCCGUGUUUAUCAAGGAGGAAAACAAACGUCUGCGCGGUCCGUUUGAAGUGGAUAUUUAUACGAAUCUAACCCUCGACGAGUGCCAGGCGCUUUGCUUGAGGGCAGAGAAGUAUUUCUGCCGGAGCGUUGAGUUUGAUGAGCAAACUCGCCAGUGUGUCAUUUCGGAGGAGGAUUCCGUUUCCCAGAGGGAUGAUAUUGGAAUCAGCAACAGUCCUAGUUAUCACUUUUACGACCUGGUCUGCUUGGACAAUCCACGAGGCUCCGAAUAUCCGGACAAUAGUGUCUCCUCCCACCUGUUCUCGGACGGCCGACGACCGGACACGGCCUUUCAGCGCUUUCGGAAUUCCCGGCUCAGCGGGGAGUUCCACUCGGAGAUCACCGGACGCAGCUUGAGCGAGUGCCUCGACGAGUGCCUCAGACAGACCAGCUUCCAAUGCAGGAGCGCCGUCUACUCCGAGCACUUCAGGACCUGCAGGCUCAGCAGGUUUAAUCAGAAGGAUGGGCACAGGAUCAUCUACGAUGCUGAUUAUGAUUACUAUGAAAACCUUAUGCAUCAAUAUUUAGAUGGAGAUGGAGGCUCUGGAUACAGGCCGGAUCCGCUGGGCCAAGAUACCAAACAUGGACGGCCAUUCCUUGGAAGACCCGGAUAUCCAGAGGACUAUCCAGGCGGUAACAAGGUUGAUCGAUUCCCAGACAAGUACCCAUUCCCAGGUAGUCGAUAUCCACUUCACUACCUACCUGGAGACGAACGUUACCCACCCGCAGGUAGUCGUCCUCACUACCCGCCACCAGGCCCCGAUCGUUACCCCAUGGAUCGAUAUCCGGACGACCGUUACCCGGGAGGCGAUCGCUAUCCCGUCGUAAAUCGUUACCCCAUGGAUCGGUAUCCAGCUGGCGAUCGUUACCCCAUGGGAGACCGCUACCCAAUUGGAGAUCGUUAUCCCACCACUGAUGAUCGGUACCCUAUGCGCCCGAUCAGCGGCCGUUAUCCAAGUCGACCACCGCCAGUGAGACCCGGUGGGGGUAACCGGUUCCCAGGAGUCAUACACCGGUACCCAGUGGUAACAUCGCUGGAUCGACCAGCUGGAUAUCCUGGACCUUCGAGAUUCCCUGUUGGCACCACCGGAUUCCCGGCGGUUGAUGACAGAUAUCCUCCGCCACCUCCAGCGACACCGUUGGAUCGUUAUCCACUUCCUGAUGAUCCAGUUGAUCGAUACCCCCCUGGGGGACUGGAUGGCAACCGACUUCCGGAGAGGUAUCCCGUUAGCGACCGAUACCCCGAAAAAGAUGGAUAUCCCUACGGCGAUAGAUACCCCGGAUACACCGGCAAGGACUACGGUGAACGCCCGAUUCACACCGGCAGCCCCUACGGUCCAGCUCGCCCAGGCAUCGGCGGCCCAGGAGGCAGUGGUGGCUCAAUAGCCCCAUUGCCCGGUAACUCUCUCGGUCCUGGCGGUUACGACGAGGGCGGCAUCGUCGGCGGUGGUUACAUCGGUGAAGGCGGCGUCUACCACUCACGGCCCUUCGGAACCAGCGGCGGUCCCAUAAUCGGUCGACCGCCUCUGCUCUCGCGCUGCGAUGAACAGGAGAACUUCCGCCAGGUUGGACAAGGAACCCGAGUCCGCAAGCCCUUCGUCAGGAGGUACACCACCGCCUCGUCGCUAUCUCAGUGCGAACGAGAGUGCGCUGACGCCAGAGAUUUCGUGUGUCGGUCUUUCAACUUUAGACCGUAUGCGGCACUCUACGGGGCUGAGAGGGAUAACUGUGAGCUAAGCGACAGAGACUCGAGGGACAUGGAUAUGGGCAACCCGAUUUAUUACGAUACAGGCUCGGAUUAUGAUUUUUACGAGAGAAAUAACGGCAGACAAGGCGUUGACGAGUGUCUCGACGUGAGCCAAGUUUGCAACGAAGAUGGCAUGGAGUUUACUUUACGCACGCCUGAAGGAUUUAUAGGUAGAAUUUAUACUCACGGCUACUACGACCGGUGCUUCUUCCGCGGUAACGGCGGAACCGUUAAUGUUUUGAGAAUAAGCGGAGCUCAAGGAUACCCUGAAUGUGGAACUCAAAGAUACGGCGAUACAAUGACGAACAUCGUUGUAGUUCAAUUCUCCGAUUACGUCCAAACCGGAAGAGAUAAGAGGUUUAAUUUAACUUGCCUCUUUAGAGGACCCGAUGAAGCUGUUGUUACUUCUGGUUACAUUGGUGCAGGCAGAUCGGGUUCGCCGAUUCCGAUCGAGUACUUGCCAGCUGAGAAUACUCUAAGCUCGCGAGUACGACUACUGAUCUUAUAUCAAGGACGACCAACUACUACUAUUGCUGUCGGUGAUCCUCUCACAUUCAGACUAGAAGCACAAGACGGAUCUAACUAUGCUACUGAUAUCUUUGCGACAAACGUCGUAGCUAGAGAUCCCUACUCCGGAAGAAGUGUGCAACUUAUAGAUAGAUAUGGAUGUCCGGUCGAUAAUUACGUCUUCCCUGGCUUAGACAGACUGCGAGACGGCGACAGUCUUGAAGCUCGCUUCAAUGCUUUCAAGAUUCCCGAAUCGAAUUUCUUGGUCUUUGAAGCGACCGUGCGAACUUGUAGAGAGGGUUGUCAGCCAGCCUUCUGUUCGUCAGGCACAGGAAGGAGUGAGCCGUCUUACGGAAGAAAACGUAGAUCCAUCAGCAACGAGACCGAGAUCGAAGAUAAUUCGAACUCUACAAGCGCAAAUUUGACCGACGUGUCCGAGAGUAAUGUCAACGGAACUGACGCUGAAGUUAAGGAUGCUUCUGAAGCUGAGGAAGAAUUCGUUAGGGAGAUGAUCGAGGUUUUCGAUUCGAGAUACGACAUGACAGAUCAAACAGAAGAAGAAGAAGAUAAUACAAUAGCUGAAAAGAGAAUUGCCCCGGUGAUAGACAGCGUGUGUAUAACUCCAAAUGAAUAUUACGGUCUCAUCACUGCAGUUGUCGUCCUCGUGGUUAUUUUGGCUUCGAUUGUGCUACUGACAGUAUUAAUUUACAGGAAAUACGUUUAUGCAGUGAUUGUUAAAAACCGUAGGGCCGAUAGAUCGUCGAACCAUAGCAGAAACUCCGACGAUACUUAUAGUACGCGAGCGAACAACUUCUCCUUCCUGCGAUCUGGGCUCCAGAAUCCGAGUCGAUCCUCACCGACAGCCAGAUCGCUGAGUAACAUGAUAAACCAACGCUCGGCCUCAUCUGCGACUUUGGCUGGGAUCGCUGGAACGUCGAGCAAUCACCGAACGAAUUUCGACCCAAGCGAACCGAUAUAUACGGAUCCAUCGCUCUUUGAAGUGUCGCGAUGCUCACUUGUCGAAUCAAAGGGUUCACAGAAUGACAAUUUUCACUUGAUGUGAGCAGAUACCUGAAAUUGAGCUUUCAUAUCUUUGAUCGUACGAAACAUUUCGAUUUACCAAAGUGAAUGUUUCCUUAAUUUAUAUUAAGCAUCAUCAUUUUUUAUUAUAUUAUAUAUUUUACAUUGUGCAAUAUAAAGUAUUGGUUCUCGCGUACCGUUGUCAAGUUUAAAUUACAUCUAUCUUUGAGUUCCUGGUUAUAGCAGGAGAGAAAUGAUGAAAUUACUAUUUGCUUUACAUUGGAUUAACCAAUGUUUCUUAUAAGUAGUGAAUGCAUUAUUAUUAUUAUUAUUAUUAUGGAAAAUAUAUCAUUUAUACUUUAUAAAUACUUUACCGCUCGAUAAUGGAUCACAUGCGCCAUUCAAACUUUGAUACAAGCAAUUUUAGUGUGUAAGAAAAGAUUUUGAUCGAAUUUUGUUGCAU
Molecule: messenger RNA, 4894 nt
Organism: Nasonia vitripennis (jewel wasp)
Lineage: Eukaryota; Metazoa; Arthropoda; Insecta; Hymenoptera; Pteromalidae
Gene: nompA
Exons: 20
Coding region: 392-4474 (1360 amino acids)
Source: RefSeq, a predicted model, not a curated record